AUGAGAAUAAUAGACUGGAUUGUGUGUUGGCUAAUAGGUUUUGCAGCAUCGGGUACCACCACGUCAUGGGCUGCCAAAGAUCCAUUCGAAGAGUAUUAUGUGCGCACCCAAUGCGGGUAUACCAGAUUUCCAAGCCUGUGUGUUGAUACAUUGAAAGGGUUGGGGUUGGGUUCGGGUCAUGGUCAUCAGCACGUUGAUCUUCUGUCUGCCCUCGUUAACAAGACCAUGUUUGAGACCAAACAGAUGCCCAUUUCAAACUUUGCUAAACUCAGCUACCAUUUUAUAUCCCUUGAAGCUCAACAUGUUCGUAUGGCCACAGGGUAUUGUCAUAAGGUCAUGAAGAUGUCACUCAAACGACUCACCCAAGCACUUGAAGCUCUCAAAGAAUCUCCAAGGAAAAAUAAGCAAGACAUUCAGACAUGGAUAAGUGCUGUUUUGACGUUUCAGCAAGCUUGCAAAGAUUCAGCUGAUGCUCAAGCCCACUCUAACGUCUUCAUGAGUCGGAUUUCAGAGAAGAUGACUCAUUUGUCUCAGCUGUCCAGUAAUUUAUUAGCCUUCGUUAACCGAAUUACCGGUGGUACACCAAAAAAUAAUUCCAAUAGCCGCUACCCCGAUGGUAAACAAGUUUUUACCAGCUGGGUGUCGACCGGUGCAGAUCGAAAACUACUUCAGGCCACUACCAUAAAAGCAAAUGCAAUAGUUGCAAAAGAUGGUUCAGGCAAUUAUAAAACAAUCUCGGAAGCCCUACAGGGUGCUUCUGGGGGUGCUCGGUUUGUGAUAUAUGUGAAGUCAGGUGUGUACAAUGAGAAAAUUCACAUAAAUAAAGAUGGAAUCACCUUGAUAGGAGAUGGAAAAUAUUCCACUAUAAUUUCCGGUGAUGAUAGCGUCGCAGGGGGUGCAUCUUUGCAAAGCUCCGCUACAGUUGCAAUUACAGGUGACGGAUUCAUAGCGAGAGAUAUCGGAUUCCAAAACACAGCUGGACCUCAAGGAGAGCAAGCGGUGGCACUUAUUGUCGCUUCAGACCAUUCCGUCCUAUAUAGAUGUAGCAUCGUGGGCUACCAGGAUACACUAUAUGCCCACACGCUCCGUCAAUUCUACAGGGAGUGCGACAUUUAUGGAACUGUUGAUUUCAUCUUCGGAAAUGCUGCAGCUGUUUUCCAAAACUGCAAUCUAGUGCUUCGUAAGCCACACACUUCAAGUGCCUACAACGUAAUCUUGGCAAAUGGAAGGAGUGGCCCAGGACAGAACACUGGAUUCUCCAUUCAGAAUUGCAAGAUCACCACAGCCACAGAUUUUUCUCCAGUCAAACACUCAUACAAUUCCUAUCUUGGGAGGCCUUGGAAAGAGUAUUCGAGAUCAGUUGUAAUGCAAUCGACAAUAGACGAGGCAAUUGCACCGAGAGGUUGGGUGGAAUGGCCGGGGUCUGGGAGUUCCAUUCUGGGGACACUGUAUUUCGCAGAAUACUCUAAUGUUGGGGUGGGUGCUGCAACUGCCAAGAGGGUACAGUGGUCGGGCUUCCAUGUUAUUGGAAAAGAAGAGGCUAUCAAAUAUAGCGUCGGAAGUUUUAUUGCAGGCACAUCUUGGCUACCUUCCACUGGAGUAACUUUUAUAUCUGGUCUUGAGUAA
This is a messenger RNA of Ilex paraguariensis (yerba mate), 1626 nucleotides long. NCBI's taxonomy places the organism in Eukaryota, Viridiplantae, Streptophyta, Magnoliopsida, Aquifoliales, Aquifoliaceae. The record is from the annotation of a GenBank genome assembly.